Molecule: messenger RNA, 906 nt
Organism: Erigeron canadensis
Lineage: Eukaryota; Viridiplantae; Streptophyta; Magnoliopsida; Asterales; Asteraceae
Product: ESCRT-related protein CHMP1A
Exons: 1
Coding region: 138-749 (203 amino acids)
Biological process (GO): protein transport; late endosome to vacuole transport; endosome transport via multivesicular body sorting pathway
Cellular component (GO): ESCRT III complex; multivesicular body
Source: RefSeq, a predicted model, not a curated record
CUUGUAGAAUACACGCAUUCCGUUAAAAAAAAUAUCUAGAAAUCGAAAGCUAAGAUAAGAAUCAAACCCUAAUUCUCAAAAAAGAGGGCUUUUCACUUUGACAAAUCAAUUCACAAUCAAUUUACAAAUCAAAAGCCAUGGGGCAAGCAGAGAAAUUAAUGAAUCAGAUCAUGGAGCUCAAAUUCACUGCCAAAAGCCUUCAACGCCAAGCCAAAAAGUGCGAAAAGGAUGAGAAAUCCGAAAAACUCAAAGUCAAAAAAGCGAUCGAAAAAGGAAACAUGGACGGAGCACGGAUCUAUGCCGAAAACGCUAUCCGUAAACGUAGCGAACAGAUGAAUUACCUCCGGUUAUCGUCUCGUCUCGAUGCGGUGGUUGCUCGGCUCGAUACGCAGGCGAAAAUGACUACGAUCAGCAAGUCGAUGGGAUCGAUUGUGAAAUCGCUUGAGAGUACACUUGCUACCGGUAAUUUGCAGAAGAUGAGUGAGACUAUGGACCAGUUUGAGAAACAGUUUGUUAAUAUGGAAGUGCAGGCUGAGUUUAUGGAGAGUUCGAUGGCCGGAAGCACGUCGUUGAGUACGCCGGAAGGGGAGGUUAAUAGUUUGAUGCAGCAGGUUGCGGAUGACUAUGGUUUGGAGGUUUCUGUUGGACUGCCGCAGCCGGCUGGGCACGCGGUGGCCAGUAAGAAUAAUGAGAAGGUUGAAGAGGAUGAUCUCACCAGGCGCCUUGCCGAGCUUAAAGCGCGUGGGUAAAUUUUAAUUAUUUUCGUUAUAUGGAUUUGUUUCAAGUAAUUGUGUCUUGUUUUAUGAUAUGGAAUGUUAUAUCUGUGAUUUCGGAUUGGAAUAUGUAUAAAUGUGGAUGGUUUAAGUUUGUGUUAUGUGAUAUUUAUGUGCUAUUCGUAGUUGUUUA